Molecule: messenger RNA, 3411 nt
Organism: Acaulospora colombiana
Lineage: Eukaryota; Fungi; Glomeromycota; Glomeromycetes; Diversisporales; Acaulosporaceae
Source: the annotation of a GenBank genome assembly
AUGGGUUCCGAGCGUCCUUUCACUAGUUCGAAUUGGACUCCGCAGUUUGGCAAUAAAUUCACGAGAGAGCCUACGAGAUCUAGUAGCAUGAUUGUUAAUCGGGAUCUCACAAGGUCGGCUGAACUCAAACGUUUGUCCAGCAUGUCCGGAAAGAAAGACUUUUCGGACUUGCAAAUUCCAACCAUAACGGAAAAUGCGGAAGAUGUCACUGGUUUGAAAGGUCGCAUCAGGCUUCAAAAAACUGGGGAACGUCAAAACUCGCGAAAUUGGGCCGAUCAACAACGAAAAAACAUUCAGGCUUAUGAAUACUUAUGCCACAUUGGAGAAGCAAAAGAGUGGAUAGAAGCAUGUAUCAAUGAGGAGAUUGAUCCGAUCAUUAUACUGGAAGAAAGUCUUAGAAAUGGAAUUGUGCUGGCAAAACUGGCCAGAUCCUUCGAACCUUCUGUUGUCAAAAGAAUAUUCGAGAAUUUGGUGGGAAAAUUGGAAUUUACCGAUGAACAAUUGCACAAGACACAAAAAGGAUUGGAUGCUUCAGGAAUUAUCAUGCCAAGUUUUGCUAAUGUUGGAGUAGCAUUGGCGGCGGAACUUAACGAACCUUUGGAGACAUUAUUCAUACAACCUGAACCUGCAGUGGAACCAGCAAAGGCGGUAAUAGAAGAGUCCGAGGAAGAGAAAAUGAUCAGAUAUUGGUCGGAGAACAAGGAAUCUCUCUUAAAAUGCCAGUCCAUUGCGCGCACUCAUCUUGCAAGAAAAAGGUUAUUAAAACGAAGAGCUGUACACCAAUCAAUUAUACCCUUCAUAAUUAAGUUACAAGCGCAAUCUCGUGGUUGGUUGGUGCGAGCGGAAUGGAAUAGACGUUUGGACCAGAUGGAAAAAUUAGAGAAAUGGAUUGUUCAGCCCGAACAAGGCAUCUCAGUCGAACCGAUCAUUAUCAAAAAAAACAUCGAUAAAGUUAUCAAGAUUCAGAGUUUAUAUCGUGCCAAACUCGCGGGAGAUGCUUACCGAAGUUUGGUAAUGGGGAGCAAUCCGCCAGUGGGAACCAUAAAGAAUUUUAUUCACUUAUUGAACGACAGUGAAUUCGAUUUUGAAGAAGAAAUCGAGUUGGAACGUUUGAGACAAGCAGUCAUUCAGCGUAUUCGUGACAACAACCAAUCAGAGGAUCAUCUAAAUCAACUAGACAUUAAAAUCGCUUUGUUAGUUAAAAAUAAGAUCACCCUGGAUGAGGUUAUUGCUGUGGCCAAUCCAAAGAAACGCAACCGACGGAUUUCCCAACUCAAUUCUCCGACUGGUCAUUUAUCUUUGCAAUCUUUGGACAAGGUAUCGCGUCAUCGACUGGAAUUGUAUCAACAACUCUUUUACCUUUUACAGACACAACCGACCUAUCUCGCAAGACUUUUCUUCAUAAUGAACAAGAUGGGAUUUUCCGAAAAGACAAAGAAGUUGGUUGAGGGAGUGGUUUUAACGUUGUUCGGCUAUGCUCAGAAUGCGAGGGAGGAGUAUUUGUUGCUCAAGUUAUUCCAAAAGAGUAUGAUGGAGGAGUUGGAGAGUAUAGAUUCAUUGCAGGAAUUCUUAAGAGGAAAUUUCAUGUUCAUGAAAUUAGUUGUCCAUUAUAAUCGCGGAGCAAAGGAACGAAAAUUCUUGCGAGAUCUGCUCAGCCCCUUGGUAAAACAUAUUAUGGAUGAUGAAUCGUUGGACCUGGAAACGGAUCCUUUGAGUAUCUAUCGGACAUUGGUCAAUGCGGAAGAGUUAAAAACUGGGCACAGAUCCAGUAGACCAACCGACAUCACGCAAACGGAUGCACUCAAUGAUCCGGAGACAAGAACCGUGUUCAUCCAUCACCUACAAAGACUUCGUAAAGAGACUGAUAUGUUUUUGACGGCCAUAAUAAAUUCAAUUGAUAAGAUGCCUUUCGGAAUACGAUAUAUUGCCAAAGAAUUAAAAAAAUCACUGAUGGCAAAGUUUAGUCAUGAAAGCGAGGAUUCCGUGAUAAAGGUUGUUGGACACUUGAUCUAUUAUCGAUAUCUGAAUCCUGCCAUCGUUGCACCCGAAGGAUUCGAUGUAAUUGAAAAUGUAGUUAGUCCAAUGCAGCGAAAAAGCUUGGCCGAGAUAUCUAAAAUGUUGAAUCAAAUUUCCGUGGGUAAACUGUUUAGCGAGGAUAAUAUGUACUUGCAGCCUUUGAACGAGUAUGUUUCAUAUGCGGCAAAUAGAUUCUCCAAAUUCUUUAAGGAUGUCACCGAUAUUGGGGAAGCGGAAGCAUUUUUUGGCAUCGAUGAGUUUGAUGACCUUGCCAGGACGCACAAUCCGAUCAUAUACAUUUCACCACAAGAGAUAUAUUCUACGCACGAAUUAUUACUGCAACAAUUGGAUCACAUAUCACCUCAGUCGAAUGACGUAAUGAGGCACAUAUUUCAAGACCUCGGAGAGGCUCCUAGUUUCGAGGACGAUUCAGAUGAAAAAGAGAUAUCAUUGACACUCACAAGUCGACUUGCUUUGGAAGCGAUGAGCGAUCCUGAUGCCGAAAUCAAGCACCUGUUCGUUGAAACAAAGCGUACAGUCCUAUCCAUAAUGCGAGUGCAAAAUGGUACGAGUCUGUUGGACAUUCUCUUAAAACCGGUGACCCCGCAAGAUGAGGUUUCCUAUGCAGAAUUAUGUAAAAAAGAUCAUGAAAAGAGAAAGUCCAAUUCGGGAAGUAACGCAAGCAGUGCCAGUGGUAGAAGUGGAGCAAGUGGAUUAAGUGACAUUAGUCACAUGAAAUUCUUGGACGUUAAGAAAUUGACAUUACAAAAUAUACUGAAAUUAGAAAAGGAGGAAAAAGUGACGCGAAAAAAUAAUUAUCAAGAUAUGCUAAACGCGAUUGCUACGGACAUAAGGAAUAAAAAUAGGAGACGAGUUCAAAGGCAAAGGGAGCUGAGGCAGCUGAGGCAGACAUUGAUUAACUUAGAAGAGAAGCGAACACAUUUAGACGAGCAGAUCAAAAUUUACAACGAUCACAUCGAAGUUUGCAUGCAACAGUUGUCCACCAAAAAAGGAAAGAAAAGUCGCCUAGUCUUGCCAUUCACGAGACAAUACUUUCAUCUUCGAGAAUUACAAAAAUCCGGGAAGGUACCACAAUUUGGAUCAUUCAAAUACACGGCCCAACGACUUCACGAAAAAGGAGUAUUGAUCUCGAUCUCAGGCUACCCCACGUUGGACAAGAUCAGUUUCACCAUAUCAUCCGAUGAAGUGGGAAUUUUCACCAUUGACGCAUCCUACGCCGGAGUGCCGGUACCGGGAGCUCAGAUGGAAUUGAGAUUAGAGGAUUUGUUACAAAGCCGAUUUAACAAUGUGCAGGUGAUGAGUAUAUUUGAUGGAGUGGCAAAAGUGAACGUUAACUUGUUGUUGUUUUUAAUCAACAAAAAGUUUUUCGUGUGA